Messenger RNA from Paramisgurnus dabryanus, 891 nucleotides. It is a transcript of the gene phospho2, whose product is annotated as phosphatase, orphan 2. Gene Ontology annotation, molecular function: phosphatase activity. The record is from RefSeq and is a predicted model, not a curated record. NCBI's taxonomy places the organism in Eukaryota, Metazoa, Chordata, Actinopteri, Cypriniformes, Cobitidae.
UUAUUUCUGGGGGUGUGACUUAAUCGUGCUUUGUGUAGCCAGCGAGUGUCUAUUACGGAAUAUAUUACCGAAUCAUUAAGCCAAGUUGUCGUCUUCAGGAUGAAGACUUUGGUCGCGUUCGACUUCGAUCACACUAUCGUGGAUGAGAACAGCGACACAUGGGUGAUCCGGUCCACUCCCGACCAGCGUUUACCAGACUGGUUGAAGCAGUCGUACCAAAAAGGCCGUUGGACCGAGUAUAUGGGUCGAGUCCUGACCUACAUCGGAGACCAGUCCGUGCAGCCGGACCACAUGCGCGCGGUCAUGGAGAGCAUCCCGUAUACGGAGGGCAUGAUCGAGCUGUUGACAUUCAUAUCCGAUAACAAGAAAGACAUAGACUGUAUCAUAGUCUCUGAUGCUAACACCAUUUUCAUAGACUGGAUUUUGCACGCGUCAGGGGUGCAGUCAGCUAUAGAUGACGUCUUCAGCAACCCCGCGAGCAUUGACGCGCGUGGGUACAUGAGCGUGCGCUGCUUUCACGCGCACGACUGCCAGCAGUGCCCGGUAAACCUGUGCAAGAGGAAAGUGCUCAGCGAUUUUAAAGAAAGCCAAGCGAAAGCUGGUGUGCACUACGAGAGGAUUUGCUAUGUAGGGGACGGAGGGAAUGACUUUUGUCCGAUUAAUGAUUUGAAUGAAGGGGAUAUUGCAAUGCCUAGGAAAGGAUAUACACUAGAAAAACUGUUAUGCAAGAGAAGAUCAGAGGGUUCAGCAACACCGAGGGCCAAAAUUAUGCCAUGGGAAAGUGGCAAUGAGAUCCUACAAGAAUUAAGAGCCUUUAUUCAAUAAUGAAAGUAUUAUAGGAUUUGUUAAACAAGUGAAUAUGGGGAUGGUUAUUAAAUGAGUUAUCUGUCA